Melanaphis sacchari is the source of this 564-nucleotide messenger RNA. RefSeq lists its product as uncharacterized. NCBI's taxonomy places the organism in Eukaryota, Metazoa, Arthropoda, Insecta, Hemiptera, Aphididae. The transcript has 6 exons. The record is from RefSeq and is a predicted model, not a curated record. The coding region runs from base 1 to 510 and encodes 169 amino acids.
AUGAAUCCCAUCAGAGACAACAACUUAACAAAAGAAUCUGAUGAUUAUCUUCAGAAAUCUAAUUCAUCUAAAAAUUUUUAUAAAAGUGGAAAGUCAGAUAUGGGUGCACAAGUAAGAAGGUGGCAUAUAACAGAUACAAAUAAUUUAAAACAUUUUAACAUGCAUUCCACGUGUACUUUAAAUAUAUUUAAUAAAAAUUAUUCAAAUGCAUUUAUGAUGAAUCCUAAAAAUGAUAUAUCAAAAAGUGUAACUCAGAGCCAGUCUUUUAUUUCUGAACCUAUGAUUCCAAAUGGUCAAUCAACUCUUGGAAAAAAUGUUAGUGUUACGGAAUCAUGGAGAGAAAUCAAUCAUGUUGAUAAAAUUAAACUUACUGCUUUAUUUUUUCAAGUGAAUUUAUUGACCAAUAAGAUAAUGCCGUUUGUUAAUUUAUAUGCAUUGGCCAAUCCUUUUCUGCAAAUUCCAAUUCAGAUAUCAAGUUCCACUAAGAACUAUACAAGAGGAACAUUGUAGUGAAUUUUCAAGCUCUAGUUGUAGGAUUUGAAAAUUUUAUAAAUUUUUACUACA